AUGCAGAAAAAUGUUAACAUUAACAAAGGGUCUCCUGGUGAGGUCCACCAUCUCCCCUCCUUUCCCCUUCAAUCACCAGAGAAAACCACUGCAAGAGAGGCGACAGUGCAACAGACAACGCACACUUUCGUCUCUGCAUUUCGUCAAUGCUGCUCCUCUCAUCAUCGCCAUCAUUGUGCAAUAAAGCAAAAAAGAUCAACAACACUGACUAUUCACAAAAACAACAACAUAAACUUUAUUUUAUUUUGCACCACACCCUUUGCGCAAGAAAACACAACCCAAGUGAAAAAUAAAAACCACACCGAAGGAGUUACACCACCGCAGAGCAGCAGCUAG
Trypanosoma theileri is the source of this 336-nucleotide messenger RNA. RefSeq lists its product as uncharacterized. The transcript has a single exon. The record is from RefSeq and is a predicted model, not a curated record. NCBI's taxonomy places the organism in Eukaryota, Euglenozoa, Kinetoplastea, Trypanosomatida, Trypanosomatidae. The coding region runs from base 1 to 336 and encodes 111 amino acids.